This is a messenger RNA of Saprolegnia parasitica CBS 223.65, 1119 nucleotides long. RefSeq lists its product as hypothetical. The coding region runs from base 1 to 1119 and encodes 372 amino acids. The record is from RefSeq and is a predicted model, not a curated record. Gene Ontology annotation, molecular function: calcium ion binding. Lineage: Eukaryota; Oomycota; Saprolegniomycetes; Saprolegniales; Saprolegniaceae. The transcript has 4 exons.
AUGCUCUGCGGGAAGGUCACGUACGCGUACUCGCCCGCGGCAGACAGCGUCGUCGUCCUUGAGAACCAUCGUCGGGACGUGCGACACCAGCUGCGUCCAGCGCAAGCAGAGCAUGGCGCCAUAAAGCGCCUCACGAUACCUCGACCGCCCAAGCGCGGACUGUACAACCCCGUCAUACAGCACAGUGCUGCACGAAGCCAGACGCCAUCGACAUAUGACUCGUGCAUCGACACGCGGCGACGGCCCCUGCACCGACGCCGGCCGCUGCACAACGUUGGUGCCCCGGCGUCAAUCGACGAGCCGGAGCCCGACAUGACGAUCGAGACGACGGCAAAAGGGCUCGCGUGGAGCUGCCACCAGUGGCUCCAAAAGCACGGCAAAGCGAGCAGCAUGAAGGAAGAGCGCGAGAAGAUGGUGCUCAUGCGCCGAUGGUUUGAAUUUCUCGACUCGGACGGGUCGGGCGAGAUCGGCAUCGACGAGCUCGAGGACCCGCUCGUCUCCGUGGGUCUGGCCAAGUGCCGCAGUGACGUGCGCAAGCUCAUCCAAACGGUCGAUGAUUCGGAAGACGGCGAAGUCAACUUUGAAGAGUUCCUUGCCAUGAUGCACGACAAAAAGCAGAAGACAAAAGAACGCACGCAGUACACGCUCAGCGACCCCAAGAAGCUGUCCGAGGUCGCAGUUCGGCCGCAAACGGAGCGCGGGCACCGACCAUUGCCGGCCAACGGCGACAAUUCAGUCCUCACGCUCUUCACGGAUCUCCAAGCGGGGAAGCUUGGCGACUUGACCUUGCCGUUCCCUAUCUUGAUCACGGCGUACCGACGGCGAAUGCUCCUCAACGCCCACAUGGCCCCCGACGUGCUAGAGCGGAGCAAAGGGCAGUCGGUGCUGUCAGCGCUCGAGACGACACGCCGCGAUGCGCUCGUGGCCGAGUCCGCCCGGGAUACCAAGGUGCGUGAGAAGCCAGUGCUGCGGCUCGUAGACCGCGCGGGCGUGCUGCAUCGCCACGAUGUCGAGGACCGACGAUCCUCGCUCCGCGAGGCGUCCCUGGACCUCGAACACAAGGAGAUUGCGCAACCCAAGCCCAAGCUCGGGCUUGUUUUGCCCGACCUCUUCAAUUGA